AUGGGCCGCCUCCAAGCGUUCAACAUCCAGAAAUGGCUCUCCGCGAACCGCCACCUGCUCGUCCCUCCUGUGGGAAACAAGCUUUUGUUCGAAGGUGAGUUCAAGGUGAUGCUCGUGGCCGGCCCCAACGCGCGCACAGACUACCACAUCGAGGCUGGCGAGGAGUGGUUCUACCAGCUCGAGGGGGACAUGGUUCUCAAAGUCGUCGAUGACGGCGCCUUAUACGACGUCCCCAUAUCCGCAGGCGAGACUUUCUGCCUCCCGGCCCGCGACUCGCUGAAGGGGGAUGAUGCCCGGCAGCCUCGGCAUCGUCGUCGAGCGCGAACGCCGCCAGGGGGAGCUCGACUGCCUCAGAUGGUACUGCCAGCGGGAAGAAUGCGCCCGAGUGUUGUUUGAACGCGAGUUUGUGUGCACCGACCUCGGCAAAGACCUCGUACCCAUCAUCGAGGAGUACUACGCCGAUGCGGCUAAGAGGACGUGCGCAGAGUGUGGCUUUGUCGAAGAGCCGCCAAAGACUGCGAAGACGUCAGCUCGCCUUCACGCAUCCCACAAUUGAAGUGCUGUGCCAAAACGAUAACCGUUGCCAGUGCCAUUUCUGUAAGUUACUCGACCACUUUUACCGUCGCAAUGUCGCAAGGCAUGCAACAGAAAAUUCAUGGGCGAGGAUUCCCUCGCUCGGAUGUAGAAUUCUUGUGAUAUUUGGCACAAAUCUGUGAUCUGUGUCAAAUUCAUCGUCGGGGAAAGUGCAGUUAAAAACGAAUAGCGUCGCUUUCUUUGUGAAGUAGCUUUGAUUUCGGCAUCAGGCCGGCGAGGCCCUGACUGGUACUUGAAGUUUCACGCUUCUUGGAUACUUUGCAGUUGACGAUCCGGCAAAAAUCGUGUGUGUGCGUGUGGAAGUAUUCCCCCGGGCGAAAUUGCCUCGUUGAAGGAAUCUGUUAACUAGGGAAAAAAACAAAUAGCGGCGGUGUCAGCCAGCGUAUGAGAGCUUCUUCGAGCCCCCCCGAAAAAGGGACAGCAACAAUCUGUCAGAUUUCUGUUCAGAGACCAUUUUCCCAGGCUUGCUUCAUCACGACUUUGAUUCAGAAGGCUAUGCGGCGGUAUGUAUGCAGAAAGUCGACUAUUUUUUGAGGCUACGUCUGUGCAUCAAUCGUGCACAUGGCCACUGGUCUCACUGGAAACAGAAUGGUGCAGAUUCCGAAACGUAUGAAUUUGCUUUGUAUCUACACGUGUACAGCAUGGAUUUCUUGCCUCAUUGCUGUUGACUGCUGUUGACAGCAAUGAUGCAAGAAAUCCAUGCUGCAGAUGCUGAUGUUGACAUGCUGACAUCAGCAAUAGUUGCAGCGGGUUCUCCCUGGUUGUAAAUGUGACCCUGCAGCGACCCGCAGCGGGUUCUCUCCCUGGUUGUAAAUAAAGUUUACCUUACAUCUUUA
Messenger RNA from Chondrus crispus (carragheen), 1430 nucleotides. RefSeq lists its product as hypothetical. The transcript has 2 exons. Gene Ontology annotation, molecular function: 3-hydroxyanthranilate 3,4-dioxygenase activity; iron ion binding. Bases 1 to 396 code for a protein of 131 amino acids. Lineage: Eukaryota; Rhodophyta; Florideophyceae; Gigartinales; Gigartinaceae. The record is from RefSeq and is a predicted model, not a curated record.